AUGGGCCAGGUAGUACAGCAGAAGGAAUUCAAGUAUCAUACAAAAUGCAAGGAGAUGAAACUGACACACCUGUGUUUUGCAGAUAAUAUGAUUCUAUUUUGUAUAGGGGAAUAUAGCUCUGUAAUGCUAAUGCUGAGAGGACUGAUAACAUUCUCAAAUACAUCAAGGAUGACAGUAAAUGCUGAGAAAUCAAACAUAUUUUGUGCAAACAUGAACAACAAUGAAAUGGAAGACUUGAGUGAGAUUACUGGCUAUAAGAAAGGGAAGCUUCCAUUCAACUACUUAGGAGUCCCUAUUUCUCCUAAGAAGUUGAAUGCAGUGGAUUGUGAAAGAUUAAUUGACAAGAUACUAAUAAGAAUCAAGGGAUGGGGGUCCAGAAAUUUCUCAUAUGCAGGAAGAGUUCAAUUAGUCAAUACCGUUUUAAUGCAUCUUCAUACUUAUUGGGCAUCCAUUUUCAUACUGCCAAAGAAAGUGAUGAAGACCAUAGUAACCAUUUGCAAGAAUUAUCUAUGGGAUGGGAGAGUGAUUACCAACAAGCCUCUAUUGGUAGCCUGGGAUAUUGUCUGCAGACCAAAAAGAAGGGGGACUAGGGAUACAGGAAUGCAUAUCCUGGAAUGA
Molecule: messenger RNA, 618 nt
Organism: Nicotiana tabacum (common tobacco)
Lineage: Eukaryota; Viridiplantae; Streptophyta; Magnoliopsida; Solanales; Solanaceae
Source: RefSeq, a predicted model, not a curated record